AUGAAGCACGGUCAUCGGACCGGUUUCCGCGAGCCCACUUUCCAGGACGCCUUACUUGGCUUGGACUUCAUCUGGCCCUUGGCCCCUCCGACGGAAAGGGCGCAGCGCAACGAUCAUGAUGCGAGUGCCACCACAUUGCAAUCAAACUUCCUCGCAACUGCCGUAGCUCCCACUCGCAUGUUCUGCUACCUUGCUACCCCUCCUCUUCCUUUCCUCCGCAAUAUCCCCUCCUUCCCCAUUUGUUUCCAUCACGACGGAAUCGUCACGAUGCGCAUCCUGACCUCGCGCCUACUCGUGGCGACCAUUGUCCUGCUUCUCCUCGCUGCCUCGUGCCAAGCCUCUGUCAGUACGAGCCAUCAGAGCCAUGACUUCUUCGAAGCAGCACCUUCCUCUCACCAUCUUCAAAAGAGAGUCGACGAGGAGACGGUCGCAUCCGCGUGGUCCAAGGCACAGGUCCCCGAAAGGCUUCGAAAUUGGAAGAUUUUCCAGGAUGGCGGUGGGUUCCGAGAGACGAUUCGCAAAGGCUACAUUGGCUUCCUGCGCAAGCUCGACAAGCUGCACGAGCCGUAUCCAGAAUUCCGGCACAUCAAGAAAGAAUGGAUCUACGAGAAGGAUCUGCGUCAACACUAUGUGCUUCCUCGUGUGCUUCGUAUUCCUGCCAUUACUCAAGAGACCGCCAUCCCAAAUCUCAAACCCUUCGUAGCGGCCCUCAAGGAUGCAGACUCCGAGCUCAAGCUCAAUACGGAAGCACGCGAGCGUGUGCCCACUCUUUCCGAGCACCUUGACGAGAAAGAGGCCGAGGCAACGGCGGCCGAUUCGGAUGCACCGCCAUCCAACAGAAACAAUGCUGGUACGGACACGUCGCAAGACAUCAGUGGGUCUCCGCAGCGCGGCUCGCGACGACGAAGGCCGCGACGGUUCAACCGAAAGAAUAGCUUCCAGCAGUUCCGUCCGGCGGAACCUGUGCCAGAGCAGCCUCCGCUGAGCCAGGCCUCGUCUCUCCAACGUUCAGAGAUAUUGAGCGAGUCUUCAUCAGCCAGGGCCAGUCUAGACCAUCCAGAGCGGGCGGCCACGCCCGUCCAGGACGAAACAAACGCGGAUCAAGAAGCUGACAAGCACCCAUCCGCAAUGCGAGGCUUUCGCGACUCCAUCAUGAAGUUCCAGGAUCGAUUUGAACGGAUCAAGAAAUUCCGAGACGACCAGAUCGGCAAGGCCUCACUUCACUAUCAAGCACCGACGCAAGCAUUCGCACCUCACAGUGUACUUUCUCCCGAGGAGAUCGGUCUGAGUCCGGUCCGUCUUCCGACCAUCCGCUCCGGUGAUUCUAGUCUGGAGCCCACGCCUCGUGUCGACGAUGGAAAAGGCAACGAGGCGGAUGUUUCGAACAGCGUCUCCCCGGCCCUUCGCAACAGUGACCCCUUUGGACAUUCUACAGGCUUGCAUCGGUCCGGCUCGGUCGAGUCGCAAUGGAACGGCAAGACGGAUCCCUCUCCACCGCUUUCUCCCUACCACAGCUCCACGCCGAGAUAUGGCGGACGUACGGGCACUCAAACCCCAGGAGAGCCUGGUCUGCCGUACAACUACGCCGAGAUUCUCCAUGCGGCUCGUGUCAGGCAUGGGUUUGUUCAAAGGACGCAGAAUCCCGCCGAUGCAUCCAAGCAGUCGCUCUGGAGGGGAAGCGAAAGGGCCGGCUCAGGCAGUGACACUGCGUCCGAGAGCGGCUUGGGAGAAAUGUCGCCUUCUCGGUCGGCCAUCCAGAGGAUGCAAGAGGAGGCGGAUAAGCACAAUAUCGGCUAUGUUGUCUAUGAUGGACCUACGUCGCCAGGCGUCCGCACACCGCGGUCACCGGUCAGCGAUGCGGAAGCGUUCCCUGCCCGGCCCGUUCCACCCGAGCUCAAGCCGGAGGUGGAUGCUCAGACAGACCCGAGGCUACGAAACGCUGCCUCUGGCCGGCGGGCGAGGACCAAAGAUAUCACCCGCCCAGCGCCUCUUGGAUCCUUGAACGUGCCGCCGCGCUUCGAAGCCAGCCAGAAGAGCUUAGGCAGUGCUGACCCUUUGCCCGGGUUGGAGUCGUCUGCCGCCGAGCAAUCGCCUGCAGCCAAGCGCAAGCGGCCGAGCGCGCUGGGUGAGCCUUCCAGCUCACCUUCUCCAAAGAGCUUUGUCGGAUUCGGACCGCCGCCUGGCGAGCUGCCGUCGCCGCAAUUCGCCGGAUUCCAACGCUCAAUAUCUGGCAAAGACCAACCAAAAGUUGCAGACAAUCCUCCCAACACUAGUCCUAGUCCGAUCAUGGACCCUUCGGUUCCAGCUUCGGUCAUCUUCCGCCGUCAACGCCUUCAGAACCUGGUGCGUACGGACCCCAACUAUCUCUCCAAGCUUCGCGGCAGCACGGUUGCCGCGAGCGAGGCCAACAUCCGAAUGGCGCGCGAUCCCAAUGCCGCACGCUCCGGCCGGGACUCUCCCGAUCUCGGCCGAGCACCCACCUUCUCCCCGAGAACCAUGCCGAUUCAGCAGGACUGA
Molecule: messenger RNA, 2517 nt
Organism: Moesziomyces aphidis
Lineage: Eukaryota; Fungi; Basidiomycota; Ustilaginomycetes; Ustilaginales; Ustilaginaceae
Source: the annotation of a GenBank genome assembly